GCUACAUCCCAAUAUAAUCGCCAAUAUACUUAGUCAUUAUACAUCACAGGAACAUCCGAAAUGAUUGCACUUACAACCUUCCUCAUUGCGAUUAGCUUACUUGCCCAUCUAAAUAUAUGCGCCGACGAGGCUAAGGCCAAGGGUGUUACUUGCUUUAAAAAGCGAGUGACUGGUAAAGAUUGUGGAACGGCUAUGCAAGGUAUUGUUUAUACUGAUAAUGCAGUCACUAAAGAUGAAACAAGAAUUAGUGUUGGAUUUGGAAACUGCCUUCUUGAGAUUGAAACUCAUGGUGCAGGGGCCAUUGAUAGAAUACCCGAAAACCCAGCAGGCUCUAAAUUCCCAUUAGCUCAAAGCAAAAAACCUUCCGGGGAAAUCAGUGCAAGAUUUGGAACAUGUCAUGUUUAUGUCAAUGCAGUUAGUGGUUUGCCCAUCACUCUAGGUAAACCAGAGUUACAAGCAAUGCUUCAAAAAAUAAGAAAUCAGUGUGAUAAAACAAAACAGAAUGGUAGGUUGGUAGAUGUAGGCGGCAGCAUUGGGAAAAAUGCAAAGAUAUACCUGGAAACAUCCUUCAAUAAACGUUGAAAUUAGUGGGAAAAACUCUUCCUUGUGAAAGUAAUCAUUUUGAUCUAUAUGUCACUGUCUAAA
Puccinia graminis f. sp. tritici CRL 75-36-700-3 is the source of this 645-nucleotide messenger RNA. RefSeq lists its product as uncharacterized. The coding region runs from base 61 to 582 and encodes 173 amino acids. Lineage: Eukaryota; Fungi; Basidiomycota; Pucciniomycetes; Pucciniales; Pucciniaceae. The transcript has 7 exons. The record is from RefSeq and is a predicted model, not a curated record.